GUAGCACAAAGGGAACACCCAGUACGUGUUGUACUUUUGUGUUCUGCGUUCCACAUAUUCUCUGCGAUCAGUUUCAAGAAGAAGAAUAUUUAUAUGCAAGUAUUAGACUUAUUUGUUAAGUUUGUUUAUUAUUUAAUACGAUAUUUAUUCUUUCUUUCACUUGUUGACUGGUAUUGAUUAGUUAAGUAUUUACAGAAAAUGACAAUGUCCAUGUUUACCUGCAAACCAACUCACCCUUUUCUCCAAAUUCAAGCCGGCAACUCUCGACUCAGUUCUAGGCUACGGCCAUCUAAAGACAAGGUGGUGGUGGUUAUGGGAGCAACGGGUACUGGCAAGUCGAAACUCUCAGUCGAUCUCGCUACUCAGUUUAAUGGGGAGGUGGUUAAUGCGGAUAAAAUGCAAGUUUAUGAAGGUCUGGACGUGAUUACAAACAAAAUUACGGCUGAAGAGAGUUGUGGUGUGCCACACCACCUCUUGGGGAUAAAGCAUCCUUCUGCAGACUUUACAUGCACAGAUUUUUCUAACAUGGCCUCCUCCACGGUGGCUUCUAUUAUAGAUCAAAAGAAACUUCCUAUCAUUGCUGGAGGCUCAAAUUCUUACAUUGAAUUUCUCAUUGACAAUGAAGCAGCAGGAUUCCGAUCAAAGUAUGAUUGUUGUUACCUUUGGGUGGAUGUUUCGAUGACAGUGCUCCAUCAAAUUAUAUCAGACCGUGCUGAUCGGAUGGUUGAGAAGGGGAUGGUGGAUGAGGCAAGGCAAAUGUUCAGCCCGAAUGCUGAUUAUUCAACUGGCAUAAGGAGGGCCAUUGGUGUGCCCGAGUUUGAUUACUACUUCAGACUCGAGCCACAUGUGAAUGAAGAAACUCGAGCAAAGCUGCUGCAAGAAGCUAUAUAUGAAGUGAAGAUCAACAGUUGCAAAUUGGCUUGUCGCCAGCAAGAUAAAAUUUUACGGCUGAUGCAUGACAAGGGAUGGGAUAUUCAAAGGCUAGAUGCAACUGAUGCUUUCUUAAAGUAUGGCAAGGAGUCCAAUAAGGCAUGGAAGGAGCUGGUGCUAAAACCUAGCAAGGCAAUCGUUAGUCAAUUUCUUAAGAGUUCUGACCCUAAGUUGCAUAAUAAUGGAACAACAUUGAAAGCCAUGGUCACUUCAACUCGAUAAUAGAAGCGCUGUGUGUUCAAAAUGCAGCAAUGGCAGAAUUUUGGCUCUCUGGACAACUUACUCUGCAGUUAUCAUGCUAUAAUGUUUAUUUAUAGUCUAAUACAUUUCUGAGGAACUCAUGGGUAUGUGAACCUCUUGAGGAUUCCUCAAAGAUACCUGUCCUACUACAUGCAUAUAUAGAAGAGUCAUGCACAAGCUAAACCCUAGUAUGUUAGCUUGCUGUCACUUCAGUAUGGCUGGACAAUGAAUUUCAUAGAUGGUACAGCUAUGGAACACUCUCGAGGGAAAUAAUGUACUAAGACAGUGACCACUGUUCAGAAAGUCGGAGAUGAGCAUAGAAUAAAACUUCUUCUUGAGUCACUAUCUUGUCUCUUCCUAGACUAGUUAUGGUCUUUGUCCACGUAUAAUACUAUUCAUAGCAUGUUUGUCGUAUAUAACUACAAUUUUAAUGCCUAAAA
Molecule: messenger RNA, 1610 nt
Organism: Daucus carota subsp. sativus
Lineage: Eukaryota; Viridiplantae; Streptophyta; Magnoliopsida; Apiales; Apiaceae
Product: adenylate isopentenyltransferase 3, chloroplastic
Exons: 1
Coding region: 199-1152 (317 amino acids)
Biological process (GO): tRNA modification; cytokinin biosynthetic process
Cellular component (GO): mitochondrion
Molecular function (GO): tRNA dimethylallyltransferase activity
Source: RefSeq, a predicted model, not a curated record